Molecule: messenger RNA, 648 nt
Organism: Anisakis simplex (herring worm)
Lineage: Eukaryota; Metazoa; Nematoda; Chromadorea; Rhabditida; Anisakidae
Source: the annotation of a GenBank genome assembly
AUGUUUGGCACCGAAGCGCUUGGUUUCACUUCUGUUGGGCCGAUUGCUGUUUUGGGAUCUGCGAUGAUCGCCGCACUUCAUUGGAAAAAAGAACAUCCACAUGACGACGAACGAAUUGGUUCUUUGGCAUUUAAAGGUAUCUUAAUAAUAGCGAUUGGUUUAGUAUUUCGCACGCUUGCUGCUUUUUGUGCAACAUUUUGUUCAGGAUUUAAGCUGAAAGAACAGAUUUUCAUUGCGUUCGCUUGGAUACCCAAAGCAACCGUCCAGGUNUUCUUUGCCGCUUUGUCGCCAAUAGUGCUUGAUAUGGCUGAACAUGAAUCGAACCAAAACGCAGAGCAUUUGUGGGAGGGUCGAGUGAUUCUAUCCGUUGGAGUGCUCAGCAUUUUGAUAUCGGCACCUCUCGGCUCAUUCUUAAUCCAUAUACUGGCUCCAUUGCUACUAACCAAAGAUGUUGAUGCUCAAAGUGAUACCACAAAACCAUCACCAUCAUCCACAUCAGCAUCACAAAAAUUAUCGUCUCAAAAAAGUCUAACAAAUCUUUCAAACGCCACCAAUGAGACCACUCUAUCAAUAUCUGGAUCCAGCAAAUCGAAUUCAGAAUUUCAAAACGGUUCUGAUGAAUACGAUGAUGCGAAAGUCCUCGAGUAA